This is a messenger RNA of Boeremia exigua, 1887 nucleotides long. Its product is annotated as peptidase S8/S53 domain-containing protein. Gene Ontology annotation, molecular function: serine-type endopeptidase activity. Gene Ontology annotation, biological process: proteolysis. The transcript is spliced from 2 exons. The coding region runs from base 151 to 1542 and encodes 463 amino acids. NCBI's taxonomy places the organism in Eukaryota, Fungi, Ascomycota, Dothideomycetes, Pleosporales, Didymellaceae. The record is from RefSeq and is a predicted model, not a curated record.
CUCCUCAUACCCGUUCCGCUUGACGAGUUCUCUACUAGCCUUCGCAGCUCGCGCGUCCGUUCUUUAUUACAUACCUCCCUCUCUCACCAGAACGGCUACACACACUCUCUCUCCUCUUUCAACGGAUCAGGAUCCAGUUUAUAAUUCACAAUGAGGACCAACUUUGCUGUCGCUGGUCUUUUGGCCCUUGCCUCAUCACUCCUCGCUGCUGCUGCUCCCCAAGAUGGCUACAUCGGCAAUACGACAAUCCAGUAUAUGGAACAUGGUGACGAUGCGAAAGAGCUCCUUAUCAUGUUUCAAAAAGACGAAGUCCCCAACUGGAAACAGAACCUCGAAGACGCUCAGAUGCGUAUCAAGGAAACCGAUGUCAUUGCUGAGUUCAACAACACGGUCUUUGCGGGUCUCGUCAUCAGAGCCGGAAACCAUUGUAUCGAUGCUUUCAACGCCAUGAAUGAGGUCGCGUUUGUCGAGGAGAAGACAGUUAUCAAGUCAUUUGUUGAGACUAAGGCCGGUGCCCCCUGGGGCCUGCAGCGCAUCUCCAACGCAGCUGGUGCAUCCGGAUCACCUCAGAGCCAAGACUUUACCUACAGCUUCGAUAAUUCGGCUCUAGGCGCUGGUGUCGAUAUCUACGUCAUCGAUACUGGUGUACGAACCACCCACGCUGUUUUCACUGGCCGUGCUACACAAGGCUUCACUGCUACCGGAUCUGAAGUUGAUGGUGAUGGUCACGGUACUCAUGUUGCUGGUACCGCUGGUGGCGCGAAGUUCGGUGUUGCUCAGGGUGCCAAUAUCAUUGCCGUCAAGGUUCUCGGUGACGAUGGUUCUGGCUCAUCCACCGACACCAUUGCUGGCAUGGAUUGGGUUAUCAACAACCACAACAAACGCAAGACUCAGCCCGGUUUUGUCGGUUCCAUUAUGAGCAUGUCUUGGGGUCUUCAGGGCACUGCCAGAUCCGUCAACGAAGUCAUUACUGGCGCCAGCGAGGCUGGCAUUCACGUUUCGGUUGCCGCUGGUAACGACGGCGUUGAUGCUUGCGGCUCCACCCCAGCUCAGCUCGGCGGAAGCAACUCCAAUGUUGUCACCGUGGGUUCUGUGAACAUCAACAACCAAGUCUCCACCUUCUCCAACCUCGGAAAAUGCGUCGACAUCUACGCCCCAGGCGAAGAAAUUCUCAGCUCUUGGAGCACUGGCGACAAUAUCAUCAACUUCCUCUCCGGCACUUCUAUGGCCUGCCCUCACACCACUGGCGUUAUGGCAACACUUAUGGCUCAAGACAAGAGUCUGGGACAAGACCCGGCUGCUCUGAAGAAGAAGCUCCUUGCAGUUGCUCGCUCCAACGACAUCACUGGCAAUAUUGGUGGUAGUGCUAACCUCAUGCUCAGCAACGGUGUUGACGGUGGUAUUGUCAAGCGCCUCGUUAACAACUACGUUGUUCCUGAGCGCACCGGUAGCCCCGCUGCGCAGGCAAUGCAGAAGGCCAAGCAAGCCAGAGAGCUGGAGAGAUGGGUGGUCGUCUCUGACGACUCUCCUCUUAGAUUCUAGAGCUUCACGUUUCUGCGGCGUUUGACAUGAUACCCUUUGUCGUUGAGCUUCACAAAAAGUCUGCUUAGAACGUUUUAUACGUCGAGACAUUCAUGGCCGAUCUCAGGACUAUAGAACCUAAUAAUUUCAGCAUGGCGCGGUUUUCAAUCUAUGCAUAAGUUUUCUUCUUUGUCAUCAUGUGGUGGGAGCCUAAGGUUCGUAGUCGAGGCCAACUGCACAGGAGGCGAGCAGUCAGUGAAUGAAAAGCCUGCCUCGGACAUCUUGCUGAAGUAUGUGCUGAUCGAAGACUCCAUUGUAUACUAGUAACCGUACAAAACUACAAAUCAAUACUUCGGCAUUUGGAAA